Uloborus diversus is the source of this 1555-nucleotide messenger RNA. RefSeq lists its product as uncharacterized. The record is from RefSeq and is a predicted model, not a curated record. Lineage: Eukaryota; Metazoa; Arthropoda; Arachnida; Araneae; Uloboridae. Gene Ontology annotation, molecular function: protein binding. Bases 221 to 766 code for a protein of 181 amino acids. The transcript is spliced from 9 exons.
UGUCUUUACGUACUCACCCACCGAGUAUUCUGGAUAUGGCACCCUUUUGUGCUGGAGUCAAAACAGCCUUGGUGUUCAAAGAGAGCCCUGUACCAUAAGAAUAGUGCCAGCAGGUGCUCCCGAAGCUCCUCAUGAUUGUUUUAUAUCAAAUCGUACCUCUACAUCAAUACACGUGGAAUGUGAAGCAGGAUAUAAUGGUAGUUUAUCUCAAACAUUUCAUAUGGAAGUUUAUAAUUCAUUAAUUGAGCACAUGGUGCAUAAUUUGUCAAGAACGGAGAAGCCUAGUUUUAGAGUGAAUGAUCUAAGUCCUGGUACUUCCUAUGUGUUGGUAAUAUAUUCAAGUAAUAUCAAAGGAAAGAGCAAUUCUGUUGCCUUGGUUGCCGCAACUCCACUACCGGCAGAGAAAAGAACAGCUCAAGACAGUCAGUCUUCUAUGAGCCCAAUUAUCAUCAUAAUGAUUGGAGUUGUUGCUAUUUUUGUAGUUUUGGCUUUAGUUAUCCUUUUUAUUAUUAAAACUCAACUAUCACAACAAAGAGACUCUAAAGAUAACCCACUCCCGGACUCGACAUUAGGUUGCGAUGUACCUAAGAAAGAAUUGGAAGAAAGCCAGGAUGCAAGCGAGAAGGGCCCUGAUAUUAUUCCUUUGUCUAUAGAAGCUGAAGUAUUUUUUACGGGUCGCAUUGCGGAUGAUGCGCUGUAUUGUGAUAAACCAGAUACUUCAAGGUCUGAAUACGUUCGCCAGAAAUACACAGACACAGUUUUAUAACAAAGCACACAACUAUGAAUAUGUGAAUUUGGAAAAAGAAUGAACUGCACUUGAGCAGUAAAACAGGAUGCGCAGGAAAGUGUGUUUAAAAGGCUCCUAUCAGCUAUGCAAAUUAGUAAUGAAACGUUAAAAAAAAAGAAACUAACGUGUGUUACAUGCAUUGGUUUUUCAGUAAUCGUUUCGGGGGAUUUCAACUUAGCAUUUUCAAGUAACAUGCCCAACACAUAAGAAUAUGCGCGGAAGUCUUUUUUGGCAGUACCUUUGCUUUUCAAGGCAAAGAAAAGGAAAAUUACAGAUUUCAUCUGCGUGGUACUCGAUAUACCUGUGAAAGCUGCGGAUUAUGAAACUCCCCCUGAUAUUUUACUAAGCUUUGGAUAUAAAGAAGAUACAGACGAACAAAGCUACAAAAUGUGUUUUGGCGCCGGAUGAAAAAGAACAACUCGUGUACUAGUUUGUACAUUGAGUACUUUACAGAAGUCAGGAUGAUGAAAACUGCUCACACAAUAGUUUAAUAGGAACAAAUGAAGUGCCAUGAUUUUUUUAUUUCAGUUGGAAAUAAUUGAAAACACGACAAUAAUGGUUUAUAACGUGAAACUUUUAUUGCAAAUGAUACAACAAUAUGUAAAAUACAAUAAUUUAAGGAAUGUGUACUGUUUUAAAGUGUUUUUUUUUUUCAUUUGAUCCUUGAAUAACAUGUGCCACCUAAAAUAUGCCUUAUGAUAAAAGACAAUUGCAUUAUUGUCCUAAUAUUUUUCUAAGACUCAUUUUGUGCUUUUGUUAAUUACACGU